CGGGGGAAACACUCACGCUUCCUGAGGAGCCAAUAGACAAAGGGGACGCAGAAGGGCUUCCUGAGUUCGGGGGUCGGCUCAAGAUGGCGGCUGCCAAAGGGGGUUGGUUGGCGUGCGAGUUGUUGAGGUUGAAAAUUUGUAUUAACACAGUGGCUUCCUGAAUAACAGUAUAUACAUAUUCUCUCCAAAGUUAAGGUUUUUUUACUCAUUGUUCUUCCCUGGGCUAAUUGUGUGUGGAAUUUUAUGUGUAUGUUUGUUCAUUGUCCUUUGGAUGAUCAGACUACUGCUUCAGAAAAAGAAAAAAUCAGUGUCAAGCAAAAAUGGGAAAAAUCAAAUGGUGAUUGCAUUUUUUCAUCCCUACUGCAAUGCUGGUGGAGGAGGAGAAAGAGUUUUAUGGUGUGCCCUAAGAGCCCUGCAGAAAAAAUAUCCUGAAGCAGUUUAUGUUGUUUAUACUGGCGAUAUUAAUGUCAGCGGUCAACAGAUACUAGAAGGUGCCUUCAGAAGAUUUAACAUCAGAUUGGUUCACCCAGUGCAGUUUGUUUUCUUAAAGAAACGCUACCUUGUGGAAGAUUCACGCUAUCCUCACUUCACACUGUUGGGCCAAAGUCUUGGAUCCAUUUUUCUUGGCUGGGAAGCGCUCAUGCAGUGUGUCCCUGAUGUUUACAUUGAUUCAAUGGGAUACGCUUUCACGCUUCCUCUGUUUAAGUAUGUAGGAGGUUGCCGAGUUGGAAGCUACGUUCAUUAUCCCACCAUCAGCACUGACAUGCUCUCUGUAGUGAAGAAUCAAAAUGUUGGAUUUAAUAAUGCAGCUUUUAUUACCAAAAAUGCUUUCCUCAGCAAAGCAAAGCUCAUCUACUACCAUCUAUUUGCUUUUAUUUAUGGACUUGUUGGUUCUUGCAGUGACACAGUCAUGGUCAAUUCUUCCUGGACACUAAACCAUAUUCUGUCACUGUGGAAGGUUGGGAAUUGCACUAACGUUGUCUACCCACCUUGUGACGUGCAGACAUUCCUGGACAUUCCCUUACAUGAGGAAGAGAUGACCCAAGAGCAUCUGCUGGUUUCCGUCGGGCAGUUCAGGCCCGAAAAGAAUCAUCCUUUGCAGAUCAGAGCCUUUGCUAAAUUGCUGAGUAAGAAGGUGGUGGAGUCACCUCCUUCACUGAAACUUGUCCUCAUUGGAGGUUGUCGGAACAAGGAUGAUGAACUUAGGGUAAAUCAGCUGAGAAGGCUGUCUGAGGAGUUAGGCAUUCAAGAAGAUGUGGAAUUUAAAAUAAACAUCCCAUUUGAUGAACUGAAGAAGUACUUGUCCAAAGCAACAAUCGGUCUGCAUACCAUGUGGAAUGAGCAUUUUGGGAUUGGCAUUGUGGAGUGUAUGGCAGCUGGCACAAUUAUCCUGGCGCAUAACUCAGGGGGCCCGAAGCUCGACAUUGUCGUUCCUCAUGAUGGACAAAUAACUGGAUUUCUGGCUGAGACUGAAGAAGGCUAUGCUGAGACAAUGGCUCAUAUUCUUUCCCUGUCUGCAGAAAAGAGACUCCAAAUCAGAAACAGUGCGCGUGCAUCUGUAAGCAGAUUCUCUGAUCAGGAGUUUGAAAUGGCAUUCCUGUCGUCCGUGGAGAGGUUAUUUAAAUAAUGGUAUAUCCGUGCAAAUUAGAGAAACUUUUAUAAUAAAUUCAGCCUGAGCAGUAUUUAUAUGGCAAGGUAUUUAUUUCAAUGAAAAAAGGCAGAAUUACCUAAUUGGAAAAGCUUAUAGUUCAAGGUAAAAAGGCAUAUAGCUUAAAAGUGAGAAUUAUAGUGUUUGUUCUUGAUUUCUGAAAUUUGGUCUCAAAUUUCUGAAAAAUAUGGGAUCUGAGAAAAAAUAUUUUUUUAAAGAUUUAUUUAUUUAUUUGAAAGGCAGAGUUACAGAGAGGCAGAGGCAGAGAGAUAGGUCUUCCAUCGUUGGUUCACUCCCCAGAUGGCCACAGUGGCCAGGGAGUGAACCAGCUCACUAGGCUAAUCCUCCGCCUGCGGCGCCGGCACCCCGGGUUCUAAUCCCAGUCGGGGCGCCGGAUUCUGUCCUGGUUGCUCCUCUUCCAGUCCAGCUCUCUGCUGUGGCCCGGGAAGGCAGUGGAGGAUGGCCCAAGUGCUUGGGCCCUGCACCCGCAUGGGAGACCAGGAGGAAGCUCCUGGCUCCUGGCUUCGGAUCGGUGCAGCGCACUGGCCGUAGUGGCCAUUUGGGGGGUGAACCAACGGAAGGAAGACCUUUCUUUCUGUCUCUCUCUCUCUCACUAACUCUGCCUGUCCAAAAAAAAAAAAAAAAAAAAAAGUGGAGCAGCUGGGACUGGAACUGGCACCCAUAUGGGAUGCCAGCACUGCAGGCAGCAGCUUUACCUGCUAUGCCACAUCACUAGCCCCGAAAAAAUAAUUUUUUUAAAUUUAUUUAUUUGAAAGGCAGAGUUAGAGAGAGGAGGAAAGACAAAAAGAGAGAAAGCUAAGAAAUCUAAGUAGAUGGCAAGGUGGCAUUCUGAGAGGAGCUCUGGCUGAAGUGGCAGCUAACAUCCGGGUCUGACCUCAGCCUCCUCCUCUGCAGAUGUCUGUCUGCCUUUUGACACCAGCGCUGCUCCCUAAUCUCCUGAGACUCAGGCUCUUUGCCUGUAAUCUGGAAGUGUUGAUGCCGGUCUCACCACCUUUUAGAGUUGUGAUACUGAAAUGGAAAGCAUAGGAUACGUCUUUGAAAAUUAUAAGUUAUUUCAAUUAAAGGUAAAAAUAUUCAGUAAAUAUCUUCUGUACUCCUGUGUUUAAAUGUAUCACAACUCUAUGUAGAUUCUUGGUUACUAAGCCAGUAGUUCAGAAUCAGUAGAAAUUUAAUACCACCUCUAUCCUGAAUAACUAGUGUGGAGACAUGAAUGUACGUGUGUGCAGAUAAGGCUACAAAGACCUACAACUUCUGGCAUUUGCUAUAUAUGUAAUCAGUUUCUUCCACUUCAGUGAUUUGACCUGCUUCUCAGUCUGAUUAGUCUUUGAGUUGGGGUAUGUGAAAGAGGUCCUUCAACUUGCCUGGCUUCAUUUUUUUUUUUUUUUUAACAUUGAUUUAUUUAUUUGAAAGGCAGAAUUACAGAGAGGCAGAGGCAGAGAGAGAGGUCUUCAUCUGCUGGUUCACUCCCCAAAUGGCCACAACAGUCAGAGCCGGGCCGAUCCAAAGUCAGGAGCCAGGAACUUCUUCUGGGUCUCCCACGUGGGUACAGGGGCCCAAGGACUUGGACCAUCUUCUACUUUCUCAGGCCAUAGCAGAGAGCUGGAUCGGGAAGUGGAGCAACCGAGACUCGAACCUGUGCUCAUAUGGGAUGCUGGCACUGCAGGUGGCAGCUUUACCCACUAUACCACAGCGCUACCCCUCCACCCCCCACUUCAUUUUAUACUCCCAGUUAUGUUGUUGAUUCACGUGCAGGCCAUCUUCUGUUAUCAGCUCACAAAAGCAGCAGAAGAGAGAGUCCCAGGAUGUGCCAAGACACCAGCAUAGCUUUGUGUAGCAGAUGAUUCAGUUUAGAAGAGGAAGACUUGUGGAAAUCAGAGCUGGGAGGAGCCCCACAAAGUCUCUAGUCUGGUUUUCUCUUAUUUCCAACUUCACAGACAAGAACACUUUAAAAAAUAAAAUAGAAUUUUAAAGUUUAUUUUAUUUUAGAGGCAGAGAAGAGACUGACCUCCCAUCUGCUGGUUUACAACCUAGAUGCUUGCAACAAGCCUGGGCUGGGCCCUGACAGGAACCAGGGACAUAGUCUAAUCUCCCACAUGAACGGCAGGGACGCAGCUACUUGAGCCAUCGCUGUGCCUCCCAGGGUGCCCAUUAGCAGGAAGCUGGAAUUGGGAACAGAGGCAGGACUUGAACCCAGGCACUACAAUAUGAGAUGUAAGUAUCCUAGGUGGCAUCUUAACCACUGUGCCAAAGGCACGUCCUAAUAAAAACAUUUAAACCUAAUGAACUUAGUAGACUCCUUCAGUAUCACAAAGCUAUUUUAGGACAGAAUCCAGAUUGUAACCUGGUGUUACUCCUAAUCUUAUGCUAGGUCUUGUUGUAGAGGGAGUCACUGAGGUAAGAUUCAUACUGUUACCCAUUCAGCCAACCCAUCUACACAAAGAAAACUGUGAAACUAAAGAUAGAGAAAUUGAAAUACAGCAAAGAUAGAGGAUGUGGUGAAGGAAGAAGGGAUUCUGGAAUUCCAUGAAACAUUGCUUAAGCCUCUUUCUCCAAAAUGAUUCUCAUGUAUCUAUACACUUCCAGCGUUCCUAAUGUAGUACAUGGAUUGUGUUUUUUUGUAAAUGGCUGAUAAUCAUAAAAACUGUCCAAACAGUAUGUCAGCUACUGUGUGUCUAGAGAACUUCUGAGAGGUUGCUUUUGAGUGGUCCAAAUAUGCUACAUACUGAACCCACAGCAGGGGGAGAUUCACAUUCUUAUUUCUAGUGCAUUGUUAUAUAAUAAUCUCUUUAUACCUAAAUAUGAUUUAGAGCUAAUACAGUUUUAUAGCUGAAUGACAUUCUAUUGUGUGUAUGUGUACACACCACAUUUUCUUCAUUCCGCUAAAAAAAAAAAAAAAAAAAGAAGGAAA
Oryctolagus cuniculus (rabbit) is the source of this 4577-nucleotide messenger RNA. It is a transcript of the gene ALG11, whose product is annotated as ALG11 alpha-1,2-mannosyltransferase. NCBI's taxonomy places the organism in Eukaryota, Metazoa, Chordata, Mammalia, Lagomorpha, Leporidae. The record is from RefSeq and is a predicted model, not a curated record. Gene Ontology annotation, molecular function: GDP-Man:Man(3)GlcNAc(2)-PP-Dol alpha-1,2-mannosyltransferase activity. Gene Ontology annotation, cellular component: endoplasmic reticulum membrane. Gene Ontology annotation, biological process: dolichol-linked oligosaccharide biosynthetic process; protein N-linked glycosylation.